UUCCACCAAAAAAACAAAAAAUACAGGCAAAACUCUGCAAGUCCAGGACUCCAAGCUCCGUUACCUCGAUUAAUCUCUCUCCUUCUCUCCAAAGACGGGAACCGCCAGUGCCCCGGCAAUUUGUGGCCGCACUGCUUCCACCUCUGAUUCUCUCCCUCUCUCUCUAUGGUACGUAAAAAGGGCGACGGCUCAGAGCCGAACACGAAUUGCGGCUUCUAGCCCGUUGGAAAUACAUUACUAGGAUCAAGGUAUUUAGGUUUGCUUAAAAAUUAGUCUGCUUAGUUAUUAGUUAUUAGUUUUCCGGCUAUGAUGGAUGGGAACAAGCGAAACUUUUUCAAGAAACGCCCUAACAUCCAGUUUAAAAGAAAAGGGGGUAACAACAACUAUAAGAAGGGAAAGUGGAAUGAUUCUGGCCGUGAGCAACCUCCAGAGGAUUACCAAUCGCUCGACACUGUGUAUCGUAUUCUCUGCCCUUCUAAAAAGAUCGGUGGUGUUAUUGGGAAGGGUGGCAACAUAGUCAAAGCCCUUAGAGAAGAGACCCGGGCAAAGAUUUCGGUUUCUGAUUCUGUUCUUGGCUCAGAUGAGAGAGUAAUUAUUAUCUAUAGCUCUCCAACAAAAAUUUCAAGCAAACAAAAUAACAAUGAAGAUUCAGAUCAGGGAAAUGAAAUGGAGCCGCAUUGUGCUGCCCAGAAUGCUCUGUUGAAAGUUCAUGCCAGGAUUGUAGAGGAAGAUCUCUUUGGUGGAGUUACAUUUGAUGAUGACAACGAGAACAGUGUUGUCACGACAAGACUUCUAGUUCCAAACAAUACGGUAGGGUGUGUUCUUGGAAAGCGUGGAGAUGUUAUUCAAAGAUUGCGAAGUGAGACGGGUGCAAGUAUCCGUGUCCUUCCUGCAGAUCAGCUUCCAACGUGUGCUAUGGAAACUGAUGAAUUGGUGCAGAUAUCUGGAAAACCAAAUGUGACAAAGAGGGCACUUUAUGAAGUGUCUACUCUACUGCAUCAGAAUCCUAGGAAGGAUAAGCCUCCUUCAGGCUUUCCUAUGCCUAUUGGUGGUCAGGUCUUUCAUCCCCCUGGAGCCCCGACGAGUAAUGCUCUUUCACCCAGAAAUCCAAUGUUGUCUAAUCGGGCUCCUUCCCACACUAUGCCGCCAAUGCCAUGGACAGGAGGAUAUGAAAACCGUUCUUCUGGAUUUGCCCGAGGUGGUUUUAAUGGGGUUUCUCCUGAACAUGGGGGUGAAGCUCUAGCUCUAGCUGAGUUUUCUAUGAAAAUUUUGUGUUCAACUGGGAAAAUUGGUGGGGUUAUUGGCAAGGGCGGUUUUAAUGUAAAACAGUUACAACUGGAAACAGGAGCCACUAUUCAUGUUCAGGAUGCAUCAAUGGAUUCAGAAGAACGUGUAAUUCACGUCUCUGCUUUUGAGGCUUUGUGGAAUCCCAGAUCACAGACCAUUGAGGCAAUUCUUGAGCUUCAGAACGUAACAAGUGAAUUCUCUGAUAAAGGCAUAAUCGCUACCAGGCUUCUUGUACCAUCAAGUAAAGUUGGCUGCCUCCUUGGACAAGGAGGUCAAGUUAUAAAUGAGAUGAGAAGGAGAACCCAGGCUGAUAUCCGUGUUUACUCGAAGGAUGAUAGGCCUGCAUGUGCAACUGAAGAUGAAGAGCUUGUGCAGAUUUCUGGGAACUUGGGUACCGCUAAAGAUGCUUUGGCUGAGAUUACAUCAAGGCUGAGAGUGAGAACUCUGCGAGAUACAAAUGCUGGAGCAGAACCUGCUCCUGUUGGCCCUACGCACAGAUUUGGUCUUGCAGGCCACUUACCUGGUGGGGGACCACUGCCAACACCUAAUGCAGUUGGAGCUGGAAGCUCUGGUGGAUAUGAUCCUCUGAAGGUUAGUAGACAUCAAUAUCAACCACAGAGUCAUCGAAUUCCUCCAACUGCUUCUGGUUAUCCAAGGGUCAACUAUGCUAUGGAGGGUAAGAUCCCAAUGAAUGCAGUAGAUUUUCCUGGAACAGUAGGGCGCAGCUUUUCCACUAUUAGGGAGGUUGGCAUAUCAAGAGCGCAGCUCCAAGACUCCCAAGGUGGUGGCUUUGAACGUUCUGUUGAGAUUGGCGGUUCUGAUCACGUGAAUGCAGCACAGAAUAUCCUUCGCCCGUUCUUGGCUUCUGUUGAUCAAAAUGUGAGUUCUCAAUCUGGUUCCUACCGCAAUGUAAAUGCUCCGCAAGGCUCCUACCACAAGAUGAUUCCUCAGCAAAGCCCCUACCAAAUCAAUUCUCAACAAAGCCCCUACCAACUCAAUCCUCAUCACAGCUCAUACCGAAUCAAUCCUCAGCAUAGCCCCUAUCAAGUCAAUGCUCCGCACAGCCCCUUCCGAACAAAUGCUCAGGAAAGCUCUCAACAAGGAUCAUACCCCAACACGAAUGCUCCUCAAGGCGCCUACCACAACUAUAAUUCGCAACAAGGUGCCUACCAAUACCAUUACCGGCUCUAGUUUGGGAAUUUUUGUAUCAUAAUUUAUAUUAUGCUUCUAGAUAAUUGUUGGCGUUACAAACCGAUGGUAAUUAGCAAACACAUCAGUUGUCGAAUUCCAUUACUCUCUGUGACUUAAAAAACAAGUUCUGUUAUGUGCACCAGGGAGUUGUAAACGUAAACAUCUUUACUAACAGGAAUGUAAUAGAGUUUCCAAUGGACGGAUUUUCUGUAUGGACGUGAUUGAUUAUUCGUGAA
Messenger RNA from Pyrus x bretschneideri (Chinese white pear), 2714 nucleotides. RefSeq names its product KH domain-containing protein At4g18375-like. Gene Ontology annotation, molecular function: mRNA binding. Gene Ontology annotation, biological process: regulation of gene expression. The record is from RefSeq and is a predicted model, not a curated record. The coding region runs from base 307 to 2478 and encodes 723 amino acids. Gene Ontology annotation, cellular component: cytoplasm; nucleus. The transcript has 9 exons. Lineage: Eukaryota; Viridiplantae; Streptophyta; Magnoliopsida; Rosales; Rosaceae.